CAUUUAAUCACUAAAGCAUGAUGGCCAUGACACAGCAUUAGUAGGCGAGCUAAUACAAGUAGCCAAUAAAUAUUUCGGUUUUAUAAAGUAAAAUAAAGGUAUUUUGGUUGAGACAUGUGAGGUAUUAGUUUAACAAUACGUUGACAUUAAUUUUGGGUUUUAAAUUGCUAAACACAACCAAACUACAUGUCAGUGCACAAUUCUGAAUAUAAUACAUUCCAAUACAAAGUCUUUUCAUUUACAGAUCCAAACUCUUCUUUAUUCUCCUCUGCUGGUCUGCUUGACAUGAGGCCUCCCUGAAGGAGUGACUGACACGUUUAACAGUCAAGAGGGUGGACUCUAAAGCAGAGGACGUCGGGUUCCUUUUAGUAAAAAGUCAGGUCGAGGAAGCUGUCUGAACACCGUGGAAGAAGACAAGGUGACCAUUGCGGGGCGUGAUGGCUGAGAAGAGGCUUUCCUCCACUCUUCUGCUUCUCCUUGUCCUGGGUGGAGUUCUACCGAUGGCACAAGGCUCUACUUACCUGUCCGGGUAUCGCACGAGGGCUCGCCUGCAGAGGGAUCGGCAAAUGCGCAACAUUCGACCAAACAUCAUCCUCAUUCUGACCGAUGAUCAGGAUAUAGAGCUGGGCUCGAUGCAGGCCAUGAACAAAACGCGGCGCAUCAUGGAGAAAGGCGGCACACAUUUCUCCAACGCUUUUUCCACCACGCCAAUGUGCUGCCCGUCCCGCUCCUCCAUCCUGACGGGGAAGUACGUGCACAACCACCACACCUACACCAACAACGAGAACUGCUCCUCGCCCUCCUGGCAGGCCCACCACGAGCCACACACCUUUGCCGUGCACCUCAACAACUCUGGCUACAGAACUGCCUUUUUCGGAAAGUAUCUCAACGAAUACAACGGCUCCUAUGUUCCCCCUGGCUGGAGGGAGUGGGUGGCCCUGGUGAAGAACUCGCGCUUCUACAACUACACUCUCUGUCGGAAUGGAGUACGAGAGAAACACAGCAGUGACUAUUCCAAGGACUACCUGACAGACGUCAUUACCAACGACAGUAUCAACUACUUUCGGGCGUCCAAAAGGAUGUAUCCCAACCGUCCUGUCAUGAUGGUUCUGAGCCACGUUGCACCGCACGGUCCGGAGGACUCCGCCCCACAGUACAGCACCGCUUUCCCCAACGCUUCACAGCAUAUAACUCCAAGCUACAACUAUGCUCCGAACCCCGACAAACACUGGAUCCUGCGCUACACGGGGCCCAUGAAGCCUGUCCACAUGCAGUUCACCAACAUGCUGCAGCGCCGCAGGAUGCAGACCCUGCUGUCUGUGGAUGACAGCAUGGAGAAGGUGCACAACAUGUUGGUGGAGACAGGCGAAGUGGAUAACACCUACAUCAUCUACACCUCAGACCACGGCUACCACAUUGGACAGUUUGGGCUGGUAAAAGGGAAAUCCAUGCCUUACGAGUUUGAUAUCCGUGUUCCCUUUUAUGUCAGAGGACCAAAUGUGGAGCAAGGUGCCAUUAACCCGCAUAUGGUGUUGAACGUUGAUUUGGCGCCAACGCUGCUGGACAUGGCUGGUGUGGAUAUUCCUGCAGAAAUGGAUGGCAAGUCGAUCCUUAAGCUGAUGGACACGGACAAACCAGUCAACAGGUUUCAUUUGAACAGGAAAAGUAAAACGUGGAGAGAUUCCUUCCUUGUGGAGCGAGGAAAGCCUCCACACAAGAGAUCUGAUGGGAAGGAAAUGGCCCAGGAGGAGAACUUCCUGCCCAAAUACCAGCGAGUGAGGGAGCUGUGCCAGAAGGCAGAGUACCAGACUUCCUGUCAGCAGCCAGGACAGAAGUGGCAGUGUGUGGAGGACCCGACUGGCAAGCUGAGACUGUAUAAGUGCAAGGGCAUGGCGAGUCUCUACGCCCCACGAAUGCAAGCUCUGAUGGCCAGCAGUGCCUCCCAGCUGCCUGCUUCAUCCACUGAUGACAGCUGCAACUGUGGCAACGUGGGUGUUAAAACAUCAGCCCUGAAGCGUAAGAAACUGCUCACUAAGAAAAAGAUGAAAUCUAGCAAGUCGGCAUCCAGGAAGCGUUGGGCCCGCUCUGUAUCAUUUGAGCUUGACGGAGACCUGUACGCUGUGGACCUGGAGAAGUCCUACUACCAUCCUACCAACUUUCACAACAACAGCUGGGCCCGAGACAGAAGUCGAGGAGCGCUGCACGGAGAAGAUGAUGAAGAGUUCAGUGGCAUGGGAGUCACAGCCAGGCCCACCGCCAACGUACUUACCCCACCUGCUUCUCUGAAGGUCACUUACAGAUGCUCCAUUCUCUUGAACGACACAGUAAAAUGCGACGGGGGCCUUUAUAAGUCCCUGCAGGCAUGGAAAGACCACAAGCUGCAUAUUGAGCACGAGAUUGAAACCUUGCAGACCAAAAUAAAGAACCUGCGUGAUGUCAAAGGUCACCUGAAAAAGGUGCGGCCAGAGGAGUGUCAGUGUAGCACACCCAGUUAUCUGCUGGAGAGUAAAGAAAACUUUAUGUUGAGCACUGGGCGCGUGCAUUCCCUCAGAAUGCCGUCAAAGCAGAAGGCCCAGUGGAUGCAGAAGGAGCAGAAGCGCAGAAAGAAACUUCGUAAAUUCCUAAAAAGGCUCCAGAACAACGACACCUGCAGCAUGCCGGGCCUCACCUGCUUUACUCAUGACAAUCAUCACUGGCAGACCGCCCCCUUCUGGACAAUGGGCCCAUUCUGCGCAUGCACCAGCGCCAACAACAACACGUACUGGUGCCUGCGGACCAUCAAUGACACACACAACUUCCUCUUCUGUGAAUUUGCUACUGGUUUCCUGGAGUAUUUCGACCUCAACACUGACCCCUACCAGCUGAUGAACGCUGUCAGCAGCCUGGACCGCGACGCUUUGAAUUCCCUGCAUCAACAGCUCAUGGAGUUGCGUGGGUGCAAGGGACAUAAGCAGUGCAACCCUGAAAAGGGAGGCAAAGAACGAAACUACUUUAGUGAAUACAGGCCAGUUCAUCGUCGAAAGAGGCCAAAAGUGAAGAAACCGUCCUCCAAAUCGCUGGGCCAGAUUUGGGAAGGAUGGGUGGGUUAAAGUCUCCCACGACCGAACACACGACACACGCCGAUGGACCGGAUCCUGUACUUGGUUAGUCUGGGUUCGGGUUUUAUGACGACGAUACCGAUUGGAGGCGUAAAGAAACUGCGAGGGGAGCCUCCGUUCAUCCUGGCACUUUUCAUUCCCCCCCCUGUAAGCUCCCAUCAACUAUAAGAACGUCCACAUGUCAAAUGUCGGGACACUGUGAUACGCAAGCUCCCGGGCCUCACUGCUUUGUAGAUACUAAGACUUAGCUUUAAUCACCCAUGAGAUACUGGACACGAGCGGACCGAGCUGCUGCUACCCAUUCAUGUAGUUUUGUGGCACACGCCUAACCCCUAGCAAUACCACCCACCCCAUAUUUUUUUUAUUGUCCGUGCAAAUAAUUCUGUACGAAUGUGGACUUUGAAUUGUACAACUGACCUUUCGCCAUGAUUUUUUUGUAUCAUAGUUGAACUUUACUCUCAUGAAUGUCCUCAUCGAGGCGGGUUUGAUCGCACCCUGAACAGGUACAACCCAACCGUCAAAAAUACAUACAUUGCCAAAAGUAUUUUCAAAAGUAUGCCUUGACUCACAUAUGAACUUGAAAGGCCAUCCCAUUCCUAACCCAUGGGGUUCAAGAUGGUGUCGGUCUACCUUUUGCAGCUAUUACAGCUUCGACUCUUCUGGGAAGGCUGUCCACAAGGUUGCGGAGUGUGUUUAUAGGACUUUCCAAAAGCGCAUUGCGGAGGUCACACACUGACCUGGAUCUCAGUCUCCGUUCUAAUUCAUCCCAAAGGUGUUCUAUCCGGAUCAGGUCAGGACUCUGUGCAGGCCAGUCAAGUUCAUCCACACCAGUUAAGUUAAAGUACCAAUGAUUUUCACACAUACUAGAUGUGCCAAAAUUAUUCUCUGUAUUUGACCCAUCACCCUUGAUCACCCCCUGGGAGGUGAGGGGAGCAGUGGGCAGCAGCGGUCUCCCGUCCAAAGGCAAAACCCAGUAACUCAAUUUUGGUCAAAACUGAGCUGAUAAUAAUUUUGGAGUUACUAGGUGAUAUGCUUUACAUUAGUGUAUGCGAUAUUGUAAUUUGUCCCGUAAGUAAGCUGUUACACGUAUGGCAGGACCUAGCAACUACCACAUAACCGUGUAUAUACAACAGAAAAACCUAGUAUCUCAAGGGUAUCUCUAGAAGUGAGUUACUAGGUUCUGCUUUUGGACGGGAGCGGUGCCGCGCCCGGGAAUCAUUUAUGGUGAUUUAACCUCCAAUUCCAACCCUUGAUGCUGAGUGCCAAGAAGGGAGGUAACGGGUCCUAUUUUUAUAGUCUUUGGUAUGACUCGGCCGGGAUUCGAACUCACGACCUACCGAUCUCAGGGCGGACACUGUAACCCAGUGGUUCUUAACCUAGGUUCGAUUGAACCCUAGGGGUUGGGUGAGUCAGCCUCAGGGGUUCGACGGAGCCUCUGCCCUCGGAGGUCAAGACACACCCGACUCAUCGUGUAUAUAAAAACCUCCCAAUAUCGGCUUUAUGGAUACGGCAACAGCAGAAGUCAGACUGAUUUGCAGGUGUGUAAUUUGUUGUGAGUUCAUGCACUGUGUUGGUUUUGUUCUUUGAACAAGGUGAUGUUGAUGCACGGUUCAUUUUGUGCACUGAUUGACUGAUUGGUUGAAACUUGUAUUAGUAGAUUGCACAGUUCAGUACAUAUUCCGUACAAUUGACCAUUAAAUAGUAACACCCCAAUACAUUUUUCAACGUCUGGCACCAGUAAAAAAACAUAACUUUGUCUUGAAUUUGAAAAAAAGGAAACAUUUUAUUUUGCACAAAAGAUGGGUUCGGUGAAUGCGCAUAUGGAACUGGUGGGGUUCGGUAUCUCCAACAAGGUUAAGAACCACUGCUCUAACCACUAGGCCACUGAGUAGGUUCUCUGUCAUCCAUGUCUUUAAGGACCUUGCUUCGUGCACUGGUGCACGAUCAUGAUGGAAGAGGAAGGGGCCCGCUCCAAACUGUUCCCAAAAGGUUGGGAGCAUGGAAUUGUCCAAAAUGUUUUGGUAUUCUGGAGCAUUCAAAGUUAUUUUCACUAGAACUAAGGGGCCAAGCCCAACUCCUGAAAAACAACCCCACACCAUAAUUCUUCCUCGACCAAAUGCAGUCCGAAAUGUACCUUUUACCUGGCAACCUCCAAACCCAGACUGGUCCAUCAGAUUUCCAGACGGAAAAGCGUGAUUCAUCACUCCACUGCUUUAGAGCAUGGGUGUCAAACUCUGGCCCGUGGGCCAAAUUUGGCCCGCCGUGUAAUUUCAUCUGGCCAUUGAGGCAAUAUCAAAUUAACGUUAGAGCUGGCCCGCCGCUGUAACACCGCAUUCACCACUAAUACUCAUACUCCCGAUUUUCCCGGGAGACUCCUGAAUUUCUCCCGAUUUCCACCUGGAUAAUAAUAUUGGGGGCGGGCCGUAAAAGCACUGCCUUUGGCGUUCUCUACAUGUCGCCACAUCCGCUUUUCCUCCAUACAAACAGCGUGCCAGCCCACACAUAAUAUAUGCGGCUCCUACACACACACAAGUUUAUGCAAGGCAUACUUGGUCAACAGCCAUACAGGUCACACUGAGGGUGGCCGUAUAAACAACUUUAACACUGUUACAAAUAUACGCCACACAGUGAACCCACAGCAAACAAGAAUGACAAACACAUUUUGGGAUAACAUCCGCACUGUAACACAACAUAAACACAACCGAACUAAUACCCAGAAUCCCUUGCAUCACUAACUCUUCCAGGAUGCUACAAUAUACACCCCCGCUACCACCAAACCCCGCCCCAACUCAAACCCACUGCCGAAAAGAGGCAUUAAAUUUGUAUUUUUAUUUUAUUUGAUAUGCCAUUGAUAUUUUUUAAUUAUUUUAAACUGGAUUUUGCAUGUCACUAUAAAGUUAUAUAAGCCUUGCUUGGUCAAUAUUCAAUGUGUUUAGAUCCCUAUUAAAGGAUUAAUUUGUUCAACCUCGGCCCGCGGCUUCAUUCAGUUUUAAAUUUUGGCCCACUCUGUAUUUGAGUUUGACACCCCUGCUCUAGAGUCCAGUGGCGACAUGCUUUACACCACUGCAUCCGACGCUUUACCUUGGACUUGGAGAUGUAUGUCUUAGAUGCAGCUGCUCGGCCAUGGAAACCCAUUGCACGAAGCUCUCUGCGUAUUGUAUGUGGGCUAAUUGGAAGGUCACAUGAAAUUUGGAGCUCUGUAGCAACUGACUGUGCAGAAAGUCGGCGACCUCUUUGCGUGGCCGAGUUGCUGUUGUUCCCAAACUCUUCUAUUUUCUUAUAAUAAAACCGACAGUUGACUUUGGAAUAUUUAGGAGCGAGGAAAUUUCACGACUGGAUUUGUUACACAGGUGGCAUCCUAUGACAGUUCCACGCUGGAAAUCACUGAAAUCCUGAGAGCGGCCCAUUCUUUCACAAAUGUUUGUAGAAACAGCCUCCAUGCCUAAGUGCUUGAUUUUGUACACCUGUGGCCGGGCCAAGUGAUUAGGACACCAGAUUCUGAUCAUUUGGAUGAGUGGCCAAAUACUUUUGGCAAUGUAGUGUAUUUGUGUCAUAGUUAAAGGCCUACUGAAAUGAGAUUUUCUUAUCCAAACGGGGAUAGCAGGUCCAUUCUAUGUGUCAUACUUGAUCAUUUUGCGAUAUUGCCAUAUUUUUGCUGAAAGGAUUUAGUAGAGAACAUCCACGAUAAAGUUCGCAAUUUUUGGUCACUAAUAAAAAAGCCUUGCCUUUACCGGAAGUCGCAGACGAUGUGCACUUGACGUCACGGGUUGUAGAGCUCCUCACAUCCUCACAUUGUUUACAAUCAUAGCCACCAGCAGCUAGAGCGAUUCGGACCGAGAAAGCGACAAUUUCCCCAUUAAUUUGAGCGAGGAUAAAAGAAUUGUGGAUGUAGACUAGGAAGAAUAAAAAGGCGAGGGCAGUGAGAGCGAUUAAAAUGUUAUUAGACACAUUUACCAGGAUAAUUCUGGAAAAUCCCUUAUCUGCUUAUUGUGCUACUAGUGUUUUAGUGAGAUUAUAUGGUACCUGAAAGUCGGAGGGGUGUGGUGACCGCCAGUGUCUCCGGUGGAAGGAGGUAAUAGUCCGCAGCUGCAGGAGGACGCAAGCUCCGCUCAUAAUUACAGUAAGAGCCGACUUAUUACCACAAUUUUUCUCACCGAAACCUGCCGGUUGACAUGUGGUCGGGAUCAAUGUUUGCUUGACUGCUCUGUUCCGGAGUAAAGCUUCACCUUCGGGAAUUUUAAACAAGGAAACACCGGCUGUGUUUGUGUGGCUAAAGGCUAAAAGCUUCCCACCUCCAUCUUUCUACUUUGACUUCUCCAUUAUUAAUUGAACUAAUUGCAAAAGAUUCAGCAACACAGAUGUCCAGAAUACUGUGUAAUUAUGCGAUUAAAGCAGACUACUUAUAGCUUGGAUCGGGCUGGAAAAAAUAGUCCGCUACAACCGGUGACGUCAUCAUACCGCGACUUUCAACAAGACAUUUUGCGGGAAAUUUAACAUUGCAAUUUAGUAAACUAAAAAGGUCGUUUUGGCAUUUGUUGCAAUGUUAAUAUUUCAUCAUUGAUAUAUAAACUAUCAGAUUGCGUGGUCGGUAGUAGUGGGUUUUAGUAGGCCUUUAACUCCAUUCCCCACCUCUGUAUUGUCAGUACCGCACAGUCUCCAUCCAGCUUGCUAUAUAAUAUAUACCAUGGUGCUACGGGAUAAUGAUACAGAAACUACGUGUGCUGUACAGUACAGUUUGUAAUUGAAUGUAUGUUGUGCAAUUAAUAUAAAUGUUUACAAUAUUUUUAUAACAGCGAAGAGGCGGACCUCACUGUGUGAGUUGAAACACGGACUUGAAGAUAGAGGAAUGUAGAACGAGGAAAUUCUGACGCCGGCAAUUUGUCUUUUGCUUCUUUACAUGGGAAAAGCACUUCAAAGGAUUCACUGUGAAGACAUCCAUCUAUAGAAUUUACGAGGAACACAACAAUGUUAUGUACCUGAUGAUGUGAUUUUAAGCGAUCUACCCUUUUUUCCCCACUUUUUUCCCCCCCUCUAGCAGUUUGCCUGAGUGCUGGUAGUCAUUGUGAAUAAAGUCUUGUUUGACCACCAAA
This is a messenger RNA of Nerophis ophidion (straightnose pipefish), 8188 nucleotides long. It is a transcript of the gene sulf2a, whose product is annotated as sulfatase 2a. NCBI's taxonomy places the organism in Eukaryota, Metazoa, Chordata, Actinopteri, Syngnathiformes, Syngnathidae. Gene Ontology annotation, molecular function: glycosaminoglycan binding; calcium ion binding; N-acetylglucosamine-6-sulfatase activity. The transcript is spliced from 22 exons. Gene Ontology annotation, cellular component: cell surface; Golgi apparatus; plasma membrane. The coding region runs from base 438 to 3089 and encodes 883 amino acids. The record is from RefSeq and is a predicted model, not a curated record.